Molecule: messenger RNA, 2715 nt
Organism: Myotis davidii
Lineage: Eukaryota; Metazoa; Chordata; Mammalia; Chiroptera; Vespertilionidae
Gene: MMP8
Product: matrix metallopeptidase 8
Exons: 10
Biological process (GO): extracellular matrix organization; proteolysis; collagen catabolic process
Cellular component (GO): extracellular matrix
Molecular function (GO): metalloendopeptidase activity; zinc ion binding
Source: RefSeq, a predicted model, not a curated record
GUCUGGGCACCCCCCCACCCCCGGGGAAGGACCCUACCCAGAGCGGCAGAGCGGAAGGCCAGGGGAACUGGCGCUUGGAGGGAAGGCCAUGCCCGGUCUGAAGGUGCUCCCACUUCUGCUCUUAUUCCACCUGCAGCUCUUCAAGGCCUUUCCAGUAUCUUCUCAACCCAAAGGAGAAAAAUAUAUAGAAGUUGUUCAGAAUUACCUGGAGAAGUUCUACCAGUUACCCAAGGACAUCUAUCAGUCUGAAAGAAAGAACAGUGCCAGUGUGAUUGUUGAAAAGCUGAAGGAAAUGCAGCAAUUCUUCGGGUUGACCGUGACGGGGAAGCCCAAUGCGGAAACUCUGGAGAUGAUGCAAAAGCCUCGCUGUGGCGUGCCCGACACUGGUGAAUUUAUGUUGACCCCAGGAUACCCCAAGUGGAAACACACUAACCUGACCUACAGGAUUAUUAACUACACCCCACAAUUGUCAGAGGAUGAUGUGGAAGCAGCUAUUAAGAAAGCCUUUCAAGUCUGGAGUGACGUAUCACCCCUGAGCUUCACCAAGGCCUCACAGGGAGAAGCAGACAUCAACAUUGCCUUUGUCCAAAGAGCUCAUGGUGACAACUCUCCGUUUGAUGGGCCCAAUGGAAUCCUUGCCCAUGCCUUCCAGCCAGGCCAAGGUAUUGGAGGAGAUGCUCAUUUUGAUGCAGAAGAAACAUGGACCAAAACCUCUGAAAAUUACAACUUGUUUCUUGUUGCUGCCCAUGAAUUUGGCCAUUCCUUGGGGCUCUCUCACUCUACUGACCCCGGUGCCCUGAUGUAUCCCAACUAUGCCUUCAGCGAAACCAGCACCUACUUGCUCCCUCAAGAUGACAUCAAUGGCAUUCAGGCCAUCUAUGGACCUUCAGACAACCCUAUCCAACCAACGGGACCAACCACACCCAUCGCCUGUGACCCCCGCCUGACAUUUGAUGCUAUCACCACACUCCGUGGAGAAAUACUGUUCUUUAAAGACAAGUAUAAGUGGAGAUCAAGCCCACAAACUAGACCCAAUGAACUUCACUUUAUCACCUUUAUUUUUUAAAGACUCUUUGUCCCAUUUUCAUUUCUAUGUUAAACGUAUGCAAUGAAUAACAAGUGAUACACAUUAUUUUGUAGGAAAGGAAGCAUUUUAUCUCACAUAUAAACUGAAUCAUUUGCAGGCAAGCAGUACUGGGCUCUAAAUGGCUAUGACAUUCAGCAAGGUUAUCCCAAGGAUAUAUCAAAUUACGGGUUCCCAAGCAAUGUUCAAGCAAUUGAUGCAGCCGUUUCCUACAGGACAAAAACAUACUUCUUUGUGAAUAACCAGUUCUGGAGAUAUGAUAACGAAAGACAAUCCAUGGAACCAGGUUACCCCAAAAGCAUAGCAAGUAGCUUUCAAGGAAUAGACAGUAGAGUUGAUGCAGUUUUCCAGGAGAAUGAUUUCUUCCUUUUCUUCAGUGGACCAAGAUAUUAUGCAUUUAAUCUUAAUGUUCGUAGAGUCACUGGGGUUGACAGAAGCAUUCGAUGGCUCAAUUGUAGAUAGAGUUGAAGCAAAAUCAAAUGUGUUUGUAUCCAUUUUCUGAAUAUGAAAGGGAAGUCUAAUUUGCAUAUCCAUGGUGUGUCCUAUUAUACUUUUCUCAAUAGUAAAUAAUGCUGUUUGGUAUCACUCUAUUCCUUGGACUUGUCUUCUGUGAAAAUAUGUUUAUGUAUUCUGCUGUUUGCAGAGUCUGAUUUAGUUCUUUCAUAUUCCAUCUCAGGUUAGUGAACCCAUCUCGAGAGAAAGGGGUUAAGACCUCUUUGUCACCCAGAAGAUAAGCAACUAUUUCAUUACUUGCUUAUCUGACUUGUAAAUGCAUAUAUAUAUAUACCUAAAUCUCUUUAAACAUGUCUUAUGUGUACUGCUACAUGCAAUUUAGCACUGGGUUUUGGCUAGGCAGAACCCCUUGCUUCUAUUGAAAAUGUGGUGCUAUUUUCCACUCUUGGAAAUAAAUAUUGUUGGUACAUGUGGGUUGAAUUAUGCCCCCCCCCCCAAAAAAAAAUACAUGUUUAAGUCCAAACCCUAGGUUAUCUAUGAAUGUACCUUGUUUGGAAUUAGCCUUUGCAAAUGUAAUGACUUAAGAUGAGUUUAUACUGGACUAGGUGUCCUUAUGAGAAGAGGAGAGAGAUAAAUACACAGAGGAGAAGGCCGUGUGAAGAUAGAGAUGAGAUUGGAGCAAUGCAUGUACAUGCAAGGACCCGCCAGAAUCCACCAGAAGCUAGAAAGAGGCAAGGAAGGAUCCUCCUUAGAGAUUUCGGAGAGAACAUGACCCCACCCCCAACACCUUGAUUUUAGACCUCUAGCCUCUAGAACGCUGAUAGAAUACACUUCUAUUGUUUUAAGCUACCAAGUCUUGGUACUUUGUUAUGGUAGCCCUAGGAAGCUUAUACAGUAUACCUGCACUUCAGGAAAUGAAUCAGCAGAUAAUGACAAAGUUGAACCCUCAGAAAGGAUUAUUGGCAUCUUCGGGGGGAGGGGUGGCAGCAAAAGGUUCCACUUCAUCUCCUGCUUCCUCCCACUCUCUCCUUCUACAGUCCAAGCAAAUGGGCUCAUUGAAACUGUAGCUCUUUAUUUCUUUUUUCCGGGUAUACUCAGGAGGACACCCUCUACAGAUAAUUGGGGUUUACUGUACAAACAAUGCUGAGCACAAAAUUCAAUAAAUCUCAUUAAAUUGA